UGCUCGCUUUCGCAACAGGUGACGGAAUCUCGACUGAUUGGGUUUAAAAAGCGACGGGAGAUCCUCAACGGGAAGCCCGGUAGCGGCUGCGACCUUUUUCCGCGUGCAAACGCCCUCGUGGAAUCUCUGAAGGAGUAGGGUGGUAAGAGAGCAUCAGGGGAUUUCGGUAGGAGUCGCGAAAUGAGUGUCGAGGACGCCAUCAAUUACUCGCCCAGUGAGGAGGAGGACUAUUACGCUCUGUUAUCUUGUGACGAGUCUUCCACGGUCGAGCAGAUUACAGCGGAAUAUAAGGUAUUAGCACUGCAGUAUCAUCCAGACAAGAACGAUGGUGACAAGGAGGCCGAAAAGAAAUUUCAACAACUAAAGUAUGCAAAAGAAGUUCUAUGCGAUCCUGAAAAGAGAAGCAAUUAUGAUAAAUGGCGGAAUAGCGGUAUUAAGAUCAGUUACAAACAAUGGGUCGGUAUGAAGGAGCAUGUGCAGCAGACUAUGCAUUGGAGCACACCGAAGACAAAGGACAGAAUGCUGCCGGAUACUGAAGAGGCAGGUGGUUCACCGGCUCACCUCAAAGGUCACCCUACAAAUGCGCACAGGAGGGCUUCAGAGGGUGGUGCCAUGAAUCUCUACUAUCGUUCGGGCCAUGGCGUUCCGUUCUAUCAGGAGUCCAACGAGGUUGUCAGUAAGUUUCGCAAUUACGAGAUUUAAAAGGUCUCCAACGUAAUUCUCAGAACCGUUUCCAUUGUACUGGAUGCUCUUAUGACAACAGGAACAUGUUGCACGUUAGACAAAUAUCUACCUGUAUAUGAGUGUACGGGGCGUUGGUCGGAUCGUGUUGGCGUGCACAUAGAUGCACAUUCCUCAUAAAAUGGCGAGAGGCGCGUGAGUUUCGUUAUUCAUCAUCGAGCAAUUUGUCACGUUUCUUUCCACCCUGUUUACAUGCGAUCUUGCAAUC
Messenger RNA from Cyphomyrmex costatus, 949 nucleotides. It is a transcript of the gene jdp, whose product is annotated as DnaJ domain-containing protein. The coding region runs from base 181 to 702 and encodes 173 amino acids. The transcript is spliced from 4 exons. NCBI's taxonomy places the organism in Eukaryota, Metazoa, Arthropoda, Insecta, Hymenoptera, Formicidae. Gene Ontology annotation, cellular component: cytoplasm. The record is from RefSeq and is a predicted model, not a curated record.